Molecule: messenger RNA, 2328 nt
Organism: Alligator sinensis (Chinese alligator)
Lineage: Eukaryota; Metazoa; Chordata; Crocodylia; Alligatoridae
Product: tetraspanin-33-like
Exons: 9
Coding region: 1-1077 (358 amino acids)
Cellular component (GO): membrane
Source: RefSeq, a predicted model, not a curated record
AUGAGAACAAAUCAGCUCAUCAAAUACACUCUGUUUGUCUCCUGUUACCUCUUCUGGGUGGCCAGUGGGCUUAUGGUAGCAGUCGGGAUUUAUGCCAAACUCUCCAAGGAAGCAACUGACACAGACAGGUCCUUCAGCAACAUUCAACAAACAGCAUUUCACGUGGAUGAAAGAGGGGUUACCCCAUUCCCAAGACUUCUGCAAAGUAACCUAAGAACGGGCCUGGGGCUUAUCAUAGGGAAAGGAACAGCAACAAGGAGGCUGUUGUUGGAGCUGGUCCAGUUUUUCCAUGUGUCCUAUAUCCAUCAUUGGUCUUUUGUAGGGGAGGGGCGGACCAGACUUGCCUCAGGAUUUUUCAGUUCGCUUUGGUUUCACUUUCUGCCAGGUGCUGUGGACUCGCUCCUCGCGGACCCUUCGCUCAUCCUGCUCACUGUGGGGAUCCUCAUGUUUGCUAUCACAUUUGUGGGGUGCACGGGAGCCCUCCGUGACCUCCCUAUGCUUCUGAAAAUUUUUGCCUGGACACUGCUAAUUGUACUGAUCCUCCAGAUUGUGGCUGCUGUUCUGGGAUUCCUCUUCUCUGGCAUGGUGAUGGAGAAGGCAGCAUUUCUUAUGGGGAAAGCUAUCUCCAGUUAUCGGGAUGACCUGGACUUACAGAAUCUCAUUGAUUACAUACAGAAAAAGUUUGAAUGCUGUGGAGUACAUUCCUACAAGGACUGGUCCCAGAACAUUUACUUUGAGUGUCGAGACUCCAACCCCAGCCUGGAGCGCUGUGCUGUGCCUUUCUCCUGCUGCACCCAAGAGGAUAAAGGAACAGUUCUCACAAGCGUUCUCAACACCAUGUGUGGUUAUGGGACCCAGAAUCUGAGACCAUGGAAAGCAGAGAGCCUGAUCUAUACCGAGGGCUGCUUGGAGAAGAUUGUCAGCUGGGGACAAAGAAACCUGCUGCUAGUUGCAGGGCUAGCAAUAGGAUUGUUUGUCCUGGAGGUUCUUGUCUUUUCCCUGGCCAUUAUGCUUAUCUACCAGAUCAACUUCAUCAUACAGAAACGGCAAAGCAUGAGGAGAUGCCCUGAGAAGUAAGACCUGCUCCUAGGAUGAACUCAGAGUGGUCUUUGACACCACGUAGGCUACAGAGAAAAAACUAACUGUAUUGACAAUGCUGUGAAUACCCCAAAGAGGACCGUGACUCAUGCCAAACUGAAUGAAAAGAUACUGUGAAGUGUAUUCUGUGCACAAGACGGAGAUAAGUACACUAAGAGGCCUCUCAUCACCAGCAUCGUCUGAUGGAACAACACUUUCUCUCUCUUCUUCCAUUUUUUUAUCAUAAGGAACUGCACAAAACCAGUCUCUCUCCCAAAUUUUCUGCUGCUUAUUUUCCGCCUACACUAGAGAUCCCUGCAUGUGAGUUCACAGGGCACUGUUUUAGAGGACUGUGGUAACUCUCAGAGGAUUCUUACCUGAAUGGGAGGAUCAGAGUGGAUCAGGGAAGUUCUGAAACCUUUCAAAAGUGACACUCCCUGUAAUAACAACAGGGACAGGAAUGGAGAAGUUUGCCCUAAAGACAUAACCAUUUCCAAUCAGUUAUUUCCCCUAUUUUCCAUGAGGUACCAGCUCUUUAAAACCCCUUCUGCUGAGGCCACCAGCUAGGAUAGCCUUGGAAGGUUUUGUGUCUGAGUUUGGUGUUCAUCUUCAUCUUGAACAUUUUAACUAUACAAAUUACAACCAGGAUUGUCUUAUCAAAGAACAAAACUUUCAGGACUGUAUGUUGUCAUCACCUGUCACAGGCCAGACAGUGCCAUUCUAGUUGCACUUCAACAGAUAUUCCUCACUACUUAUCAGCAGAUCCACAUUUUGUUUUUGUUUUGUUGGUUGUUCUCCAUUUCCUCCUCAAAAAAAUCAGUUUCCUUGCAGUUUUUCAAACUUCUGAAAUAAUCUGAAGUCUGUCGUUGGUGAAGCUGCCAUAGCCUGGAAAGAACUGCUGGUAACUGAGAAUGUGAUUGCUUGACCUGAAGUUUGCUGCUACCUUCAGCUGAGGAAACUUUGAGACACUGGCAUUUUCCUCUUCACUGUACCAUCUAUUCUGUAGAAGUGUAUACCUGAGAGCGAGAAGUUCUUCUGCAGCCUGACAAGCAUGUGGACAAGGAGAGAUCCGUCUGUACAAAAUAAUUCCAUACCACCAGUGAAAAGACAAGAGGCUCCUGACAUUGGAGUCUUAUUGUUAGCUGUUGUGUUGCUUGGCACAUUAAAGUCUUCUUUGUCAACAGGGAAAGUCAUUCUUUGCCCCAGGAUGGUGCUGAUGAUGUUUCUUGUACAAUAUUAAAGUUUCUCUGU